Molecule: messenger RNA, 3173 nt
Organism: Myxocyprinus asiaticus (Chinese sucker)
Lineage: Eukaryota; Metazoa; Chordata; Actinopteri; Cypriniformes; Catostomidae
Gene: rnf180b
Product: ring finger protein 180b
Exons: 7
Coding region: 310-1725 (471 amino acids)
Biological process (GO): positive regulation of proteasomal ubiquitin-dependent protein catabolic process; serotonin metabolic process; protein polyubiquitination
Cellular component (GO): endoplasmic reticulum membrane
Molecular function (GO): ubiquitin protein ligase activity; ubiquitin conjugating enzyme binding
Source: RefSeq, a predicted model, not a curated record
CAUGUUGAAGAUUAGCUGAUAGGUGGUCAAUUCAUUAAGUGAUGAGCUUCUUCCUGACAAACGUAGUUUAUUCAGCACAAUGAAGCAUCUCCUUCAUAGACAUCCAUUCGAAAAACGGCCUCUUGUCUCCUCGCCAGUGCACCUCCUAUGUACAUGGGGCUAAAUUUGGUGUUGGUGUUACUUCUGUUCCGGAACUUUUGUUCCUUUGCGGCCUCCGUAGCAGGAGAGGCUCAGUAGCUACACUGGGAGCAAUAUAGUUUCGUUAAUGUGUUGUUUUUAUCCUAUUAACCAAACAAACAAGUACGUGAAAUGGCUGCUUCUUUCACGAUUGAAGAACAAGAUUUAUUGGAAUCUCUAGAAGAUCCAACAAACCUUCGGUGCAGAAAAUGCCGCAGAUGUCUCAUAGACUCAAGAAGCCUCAUUAAGAUAGUAACAUCUGGGGAGGCUGCAGCCACAUGCAAUGUGUGGCAUUUGAAUGUUGAAUCUUUGCCUGAUUGGAUUCUAGCAAGUGUUAGCCAGGUCCAUUGGACAGUUGGAAAAUUAAACUGCCAAUAUUGUGGAGCUCGUCUUGGAGGCUUCAAUUUUAUAAACUGCUCCAAAUGCACCUGUGGACAUGAUACAACAGUACAUCUCAGUAAGAGUCGGGUUGAUCAGGAUUUACAGCCUUCAGUCCUCUUCACAAGACCAGACAGGACUAGAGGACAUACUGAAAGAAGGAAGAACGAGCUUUCUUUUCAGACGGUAGGCUCAGUGACUGAACUGCAGACAACACAAAUACAGACCGCCCAGUUAGAUACAGUGCCUUCUCCUUCCUUCACCCUUAACUCCUCCUGUACUCUGCCCCAUGCAAUCUCUGCUGGUGAUGUGAAUGAAGCUGAGAUAGUGUCAAGUGAAGAAUCACAGAUUCUUGGAACUGUUGAGAUGGCUAGAGAUGUGCCUUUACCUUCUGAAUUGGCACUCUCACCACUGUUAUCUGAUUUUCGGGAGAACUUGGAGGAACGUCACCUGGGUUCUGCUUCCCAGAUUAGAACCUCUGUGGACAUAGCAGUGUGUCCAGAGCCUUUGAGAACUACCUCCUCCAACGCAGACCCAAAGUUUUUGAAGAGAGAGAGAAAUCGCUUAAAAAGCCUAAGAAGGAAGCAGAGGAAGAAGGAACGUUGGAUUCAGAGGCAGCAGGAGGCUAAAGAGCUGGCUAUGAAGUCGGACCUAACAAGCAGUGAUGAUGAGGAGAAGGAGGGAUACACAUGUGCCGUGUGUUUAGAUGUGUAUUACAGUCCUUACAAGUGCCAUCCCUGCAGUCAUGUGUUCUGUGAGCCCUGUUUGAGAACACUGGCUAAAAAUCGGCCAAGCAACACCCCCUGCCCUCUCUGUAGAACCCUCAUAUCCCAUGUGCUCUUCCAGGAAGAACUCAAUCAAACUACAAAGACUGUCUUCCCAAAAGUGUAUUGGUCAAGACAUGAAACCUUUCAAAAGACCAACUACUCCAAAUGGCCUCUGCCCAAUUGUCCGAAGCGCUUCCGUAUUUUUUGGGGGUUUCAGAGACAUGGAGGCCCUGCUAGUCGGUGGCAGUUUCCCCGCAGAGCAUUUGGACUUGAUGCGUUGGACUUGGGGGACAUGUGGGGCUGGCCAUUUGACGUUGACUUUGUCAUCAUCUCCAUCUACUCUUUGCACUGGGUCCUGGCAUUCAUCAUUUUCUGUUGCCUCUGCUACUUCUUCCUCCUCUAAUGUGCGGAGGGUUGGAUCUCACUGUGUGUUGUUGCUGGACAAUUGAAUGUUGUUGACUGUGUUUAUCUCAUCAAGUGCCUCAUUCUUUUAUUGCAAUUGUAGCUUCAAAUCUGAUGAAAUAUGAUCAAGGUAUUCUUUUUCCUGUGGAACCCACAUUUGUGUGUUUGUUUUUGGUUGAGGUCUUACAGGGUUUGUGCAAUCCAUAGAAAUUGAGUUGAGCUAUUACCUAACCUAAUAUCCUCUGCAUACAUUUGACAUUAUUGUAAUGCUGUAGAAAAAAGCAAUAAUACAGGACAUGAUGCCAAAUCAGUUGGACACUUUAAUAAGUUGCCUCUAUUUCUGCUGCUUUUACGUUGAGCUUUUGAGGAGUGUGGUUAAAAGUUGUGAUGUGCUAGUAUCCAGUUAACGAUUUCUUCUGCUUAAAAGGAAUAUUCCGGGUUCAGUACAAGUUAAGCUCAAUAAACAGCAUUUGUGGCAUAAUGUUGAUUACCAAAUAAAUAGUUUAGACUCGUUCCUCUUUUUCUUUUUAAAAGCAAAAAUCUGGGUUACAAUGAGGCAGUUACUAUAGAAGUGAAUGGGGACAAUUGGUAAAUGUUAAAAUAAUUACUGUUUCAAAGGUUUAGCCACAAGACAUAAUAUGUGUGUUAACAUGAUUUUUGUGCGCUAAAAUUGCUUACUAACCUUUUCUGUGUAAAGUAAUAUAUCCAAUUUUUCAACUUUGUUGCCAAGACCACAUUACACUCUAAACCCUGUAAUAUGCCUAGAACAGUAGUCUGCCACAAAAGUGAUGAUUUAAACAACUUUAAAGCUCAAAUAAUACACAAGAUUUAACAGAAGAAUAGAUAUGUGCUUUUUUAAAAUUGUAAGCUUCACAUUUUUGCCUUUAAACCCUCCAGAAAUUGGCCCCAUGCACUUCCAUUGUAACUGCCUCACUGUAACCUCGAUUCUUUUAGAAAAUUGUUUUAGAUGGUUAUCAACAUUGUGCCACAAACGCUAUCAUUUGAGCUUUACUUGUAUUGAACCCAGAAUAUUUAUUUAAUACCACAUGUUGUAGAAUAAUUUUAAAGUCUUCUAUUGCAAGUUUGAGAACUUUUGCUGUUGUGCCAUAUGACAAAUUAUUUAAUGUUGCUUUGGAAAUGGCUUAGAAUGAUAGUCCCGAAUCUCAUGCUGUUAUCUAAGACUGGGUAUGUAUUGGUUUGUGCCCACUUGAUGCUACCAUAUAAGCAUUAUGAGAGCACAAUUAUUUUACUAACGAUUUGAACCAGAUAUUCAGUACCCAUGUGCAGUGAUAUUUGAGAUGCAGAUUACAAAUAAAAUACAUUUUGUGAAUAAUUCCCCUCCUUCAACCUGAGCGGUCGUGUUUCUUUGGCAAGAGGGUCUAUCCAGUGAAUGUGCAGCCCGCAGCUGUGGGGCUCCAGCGGCGCUCGGCUCUCGACAGGGGUGAAGGU